Rhodotorula graminis WP1 is the source of this 1076-nucleotide messenger RNA. RefSeq lists its product as uncharacterized. The record is from RefSeq and is a predicted model, not a curated record. The transcript is spliced from 9 exons. Gene Ontology annotation, cellular component: membrane; Golgi apparatus. Lineage: Eukaryota; Fungi; Basidiomycota; Microbotryomycetes; Sporidiobolales; Sporidiobolaceae. Gene Ontology annotation, molecular function: GDP-mannose transmembrane transporter activity; antiporter activity. Bases 27 to 1049 code for a protein of 340 amino acids.
UGUGCUACUGCGCCUCGAGCAUCCUCAUGACGGUCGUCAACAAGUACGUCGUGUCGGGCAAAGGGUUCAACAUGAACUUCCUCCUCUUGACGAUUCAAUCGGUCGUCUGCGUCUCGUGCGUCGUGGCUGCAAAGCGAUUGGGCGUCAUCACGUUCCGCGACUGGGACCGCGAGGACGCACGCCGGUGGUUCCCCAUCUCGUUCCUCCUCGUCCUCGUCAUCUACACCGGUUCCAAGUCGCUCCAAUAUCUCUCGGUCCCGGUCUACACCAUCUUCAAGAACCUCACCAUUAUCCUCAUCGCGUACGGCGAGGUCCUCUGGUUCGGCGGCAGCGUGACGCCCCUCACUUUAGCGUCGUUCGGCCUCAUGGUCGUCUCGUCCCUCAUCGCCGCGAGCCCCGACCUCCUCAACUGGGUCAACGGCGUCGUCGCGGCGCCCAAGCCCGGCGGUCAGUCGAGCGCAGGCUACCUGUGGAUGUUCUUCAACUGCUUCGUCUCGGCCGGCUACGUCCUCGCCAUGCGCAAGCGCAUCAAGAUCACCAACUUCAAGGACUGGGACUCGAUGUUUUACAACAACCUCCUGUCGAUCCCGGUCCUCGUCGUCUUUUCGUUCCUGUUCGAGACCUGGUCGUCCGACAACCUCGAGCGCAACUUCCCGGAGGAGACGCGCACGAGCCUCCUCAACCUCAUGGCCUUCUCGGGCGCUGCAGCCGUCUUCAUCUCGUACUGCACGGCCUGGACGGUCCGCACGACCUCGUCGACGACGUUCAGCAUGGUCGGCGCCCUCAACAAGCUGCCCGUCGCCGCGUCGGGCAUCCUCUUCUUCGGCGACCCGGCCAACUUUGCCAACGUCUUCUCGAUUUUUGUGGGCUUCAUGGCCGGCAUCAGUCGGCGGCGGCCAAGGCCGGGACCCCGGUCGAGCUCGGCAAGCGCUAAGGCCUGGCGGUCUCUCUGCCUCUCUCAGCGUCGCGCCCGCGCUCUCGUCGCACUUUCCCUCGCCGCCGCACCACCUCGCACCCACCCUCUCUCCCUCUCCUUUCCCACCACCUAGAUUGUCUUUGUCCCCCCUCUCCGUCAC